AAAUAUUAGCUACAUCUGUUAUAUUUUCAAAUUCAAAACGGUGUGGUUGAGAUGAAAAUGUUUGAAUGGAUAUAACUUUAUAUAUAGAAACAAAUGGCUUAACUACAUAUAGUCGUUAUGAGCUGGUUCACAGCUGAACUACAAGGAAUUAGGCAUGAACGGAACCAAUCAACUCCAACGAUGAGUCAGUCUUUGUUUUCUUUCUGUUAUUGCACCUGGACCAAUCACACAUAUGAGCCAGCAUAAAUAGCAGUAUAUACAUAUAUAUAAAUAUGAAAGGAGGUACAUUUCGCAACACACAAUGGGAUCCCACGCUGCUGACAUCACAGAUUGUGUCCAUGCAGUGCUGUGUGUACUUCUCGCUGGGCCUGCUCGUGUUUGUGGCCAACAAGUUGGCUGGCGACAACUAUACACUGGAUCACCUUUUCGAAUACCAUGAAAUACAUAUAUAUGAUAUGGGUGGUCGUCUGGUCAUCUGCGCUUUUGUGCUGAAUGCCUUUGUGGCCUCUUUGGCGCUCUGGUGCAUUGUUCGCCGCGCCAAGCUGUGUCUGGACUUCAGCUGCACUUUCCAUUUGCUGCAUCUGAUCAUCUGCUGGUGGUACAAUCGCUCCUUUCCCGCCAACGCCUCCUGGUGGCUGCUUAAUGUGAUUACCGCAACGAUAAUGUGCAUAGGCGGCGAGUUUUUGUGCCUGCAAACCGAAAUGAAGGAGAUUCCCGUGGGCUAUGCGGCGCUCAAUCAAAAGUCGGACGUUUGAGUUGACCGUUAGAUGGAUUAACGAUGUGAUUGUGAUGCUCACCAAGCCACCAGUUACUCUAAACAUACUUUUAAUUUAUUGUAAAACAGUUUAAGUAUAUAUAUACAUAUAUAUAUAAUGCGUACGUAAACGCUAAUGCAAUAUCUGAUAUAUAUAAGGCGCGCCACGCUUCAGGUUCAGCUCCUUGGGCACCGUCUGUGGCGGCAUAAAAAACUUCAGCUCCGCGGCUGCCGGAUCGCCGGAUGUGCUGCCAUUGUGCAUAAACAGCUGCCAGAAGUGCAGCUGGCUCGGCACCAGAUACCAAUAGCUGAACAUGAGCCCGAACGAGACGAUCAGCGCGCCGAGCAGCAGCAGCGUCCAGCAUUGCCUGCGUUGUGACUUCUGCAUGAUGUGCUUUCAACUGAGAGCAGAAAAAAACUCAAAUCGACAGAAAAAUAAAUACACUUUGCAAUCGACUAAGCAAACACACCUUUUGCGAACAACCAGACGCUUCAAUUUAUCUCUAAAUACAAAAACAAAGAAACGAAAAAAAAAGAGCAGCAGAAGUCAGCUCCUCCUUAAUUUAGCCACCGCAACAAUGCAGCCUAAUCAGGUUUUCCAAAUCUAAUCAGCCACUAAUUGGCUCGGCUGUGGUCCCCAACACGACGAUCCGGCGCGAGCUUUCGCUGAAUUCAUGUUAAUUGAAGAGCGGGCGAGCUCGCUACGAAACAUUCUUCUUUUUUUAUGGAUCGCGCAUUGCAAGUUGAAAUUUUAAAUUAACUACGUUGGACAUAACUGCGCAUAUGGAAAUGCACUUCUUUGUGAUUCGCAGACAGAAUAACAAAAAACCGUUAGCUCUCACUCUCUCUGUCCCUCUUGUAAACAUAACAGCAAAUCGAAUCGCCGUCACCAAAUCGAAGAUUGUAUACCCUAGGCAUCUUAAUGUAUGAAAUAAAUUCUCGACUGCUCCAUAUA
Molecule: messenger RNA, 1709 nt
Organism: Drosophila montana
Lineage: Eukaryota; Metazoa; Arthropoda; Insecta; Diptera; Drosophilidae
Gene: Sys1
Product: Sys1 golgi trafficking protein
Exons: 3
Coding region: 273-755 (160 amino acids)
Biological process (GO): Golgi to plasma membrane protein transport; protein localization to Golgi apparatus; Golgi to endosome transport
Cellular component (GO): Golgi membrane; trans-Golgi network
Source: RefSeq, a predicted model, not a curated record